AUGAAGUUCACAUGGAGCAUCGCCAGCGCGGCUCUGCUGGCCACCCGCGCCCAGUGUGAGAUCCUUUGGGAUGGUCGCUUCAACGACAUGACCUCUGCCACUGACCUCGACAAGUGGUCCUGGAGCAGCCAGGUCGGUCCCUACCAGUACUACAUCCACGGUUCCGGCGCCACCACCGACUACGUCAACCUCUCUUCCGACUUCAAGAACCCGGCCGACACGGGCUCCAAGCAGGGUGCCAAGAUCUCCCUGACCAGCACCUCCUUCUGGAACGGCCAGACCAUGCGCCGUACCGAGCUGAUCCCCCAGACCACCGCCGCCAUCGGCAAGGGCAAGCUCUUCUACCACUUCUCCCUGAAGCGCAGCGACACCAACGCCCCUUCCCUCAACAAGGAGCACCAGAUCGCCUUCUUCGAGAGCCACUUUGUCGAGAUGAAGUCUGGCUGGCAGAGCGGCGCCACCGGCACCGAGGACCCCCUCCUCCGCUGGGUCGUCGGCGGCAAGACCGAGUGGAGCGUCAACUGGGACGCUGACGUCUGGCACAACGUUGCCUACGAGAUCGACUUUGACGGCGGCUCCGUCGGCUUCUGGCACUCCACCGGCGCCGAGGCCCUGACCCAGGUCGUCGCCCCCGUCACUGCCUCCGCCUCCAGCAACGGUGCCGACUGGCACGUCGGUGUCCUCGAGCUCCCCCGUGACGGCUACGCCGACGAGACCGAGGACUUCUACUUCUCCGGCGUCUACAUUGAGGACGGCGAGAUCACCAAGGCUGUCGGCUCCGGAUCUUCCGACACCGGCUCCUCCGCCCCUGCUUCCUCUGCUGCCCCCGCCGCCACCUCGGCCCCCGCCGCCGCCUCCUCCUCUGCUCCCGCUGCUGCCGCCCCUACCACUGCGGCUCCUACCACCACCGCCGUCCCUACCACCAGCGCUGCCCCCGUCUCCUCCGCCGCUCCCGUCGAGUCUGAGCCCGCUUCCUCCUCUGCUCCCGUCGCCACCCCCGUUUCCUCUGCCGCUCCCGUUGUCUCUGAGGAGCCCUCCGCCCCCGCUGCCACUACCCCGGCUGCUGCCACCACGAGCUCUGCUCCCGCUGCCUCUGCCAGCGCCAAGCCCGCGUGCCGUCGCCGCCGCCGCCGCAACCACGCCAAGCGCAACUAA
This is a messenger RNA of Colletotrichum scovillei, 1155 nucleotides long. RefSeq lists its product as uncharacterized. Bases 1 to 1155 code for a protein of 384 amino acids. NCBI's taxonomy places the organism in Eukaryota, Fungi, Ascomycota, Sordariomycetes, Glomerellales, Glomerellaceae. The transcript has a single exon. The record is from RefSeq and is a predicted model, not a curated record.